CGGACUCGUGCCCUCCGGGGUGGCGCCCUGUGUUCUAAGGCUUCUUUCCACGCGCGUUUCUGCAUCUUUCUAAUCCGUGGGCACGUGAGGUCCGUUUUCUGUUUUUCUCCUGAUCGAUGAAGGGCGCCCUCACGGAGAUCAUCCAGCUUGCCACCCUGGAUUCGGACCCCUGGGUUCUCAUGGUAGCUGACAUUCUGAAGUCCUUUCCUGACACCGGAUCGCUUAACCUUGAUCUUGAAGAGCAGAAUCCCAACGUUCAGGAUAUUUUAGGAGAACUUAGAGAAAAGGUGAGUGAGUGUGAGGCGUCGGCCAUGCUCCCGCUGGAAUGCCAGUACCUGAACAAGAACGCCCUGACGACCCUCGCGGGGCCCCUCACCCCCCCAGUGAAGCACUUCCAGCUGAAGAGGAAGCCAAAGAGCGCCACGCUGAGGGCGGAGCUCCUGCAGAAGUCCACCGAGACCGCCCAGCAGCUGAAGAGGAGCGCGGGGGUACCCUUCCACGCCAAGGGCCGGGGGCUGCUCCGGAAGAUGGACACCACGACCCCGCUCAAAGGCAUCCCGAAGCAGGCACCCUUCCGGAGCCCCACUGCCCCCAGUGUCUUCAGCCCCACCGGGAACCGGACUCCCAUCCCGCCUUCCAGGACGCCCCUGCGGAAGGAGAGGGGCGUGAAGCUCCUUGACAUUUCUGAGCUGGAUAUGGUUGGUGCCGGCCGGGAGGCGAAGAGGAGGAGGAAGACGCUGGCAGACGCAGAAGUGGCGGAAAAGCCGGCCAAGGAGGAGACGGUCAUCGAGAACGCCACCCCCGACUAUGCAGCCGGCCUGGUAUCCACUCAGAAACUCGGGUCUUUGAACAAUGAGCCUGCGCUGCCCUCCACGAGCUACCUACCCGCCACGCCCAGUGUCGUCCCGGCGUCAUCCUAUGCCCCCAGCUCCGAGGCCCCGCCAGCCCCGUCUUCCCGGGAAGCCAGCCUGCAGGCCAGCCGGCCGCCUGAGGAGCCCAGCGCCGCGAGCCCGGCACUGCCCGCGCAGUUCAAGCAGAGGGCGCCCUUGUACAACAGCGGCCCAAGCCCUGCUGCACCCACACCCACUGCGCCCACCUCGCCCCUGACGCCCACCACGCCCCCAGCUGUCACCCCCCCCGCCCAGACACCUCCAGUGGCCAUGGUGGCCCCCCAGGCCCAGCCCCCCGCCCAGCAGCAGCCCAAGAAGAACCUGUCGCUCACGAGAGAGCAGAUGUUUGCCGCGCAGGAGAUGUUCAAGACGGCCAAUAAGGUCACGCGGCCCGAGAAGGCCCUCAUCUUGGGCUUCAUGGCCGGCUCCCGAGAGAAUCCCUGCCAGGAGCAGGGCGACGUGAUCCAGAUCAAGCUGAGCGAGCACACGGAGGACCUGCCCAAGUCGGACGGCCAGGGCAGCACCACCAUGCUGGUGGACACCGUCUUCGAGAUGAACUACGCCACGGGCCAGUGGACGCGCUUCAAGAAGUACAAGCCCAUGGCCAACGUGUCCUGAGGCCGCAGCCGCCCACGCUGCAGGCCCCGCCUCGGGGUUCGGACUUGUUUUCUAAGUUUUAGUAUGGGCUCCCUUUUGUGUGAUUUAAGACACUUUUUUGGAUUCAAUAUUACAUUUUUGAAUGUUAAACUUAGCCCAGAAAGCUGUAAUUUCCUAAUCUUAGGGACAGCUCUGACAGUUCGACUUCUUUUUUUAAUUUUCUUCUUAAAUUCCACUGGCCUUGAGGGAGGGCUCUUCCUUGCUCUUGCAGCCCCUGACCCAGGAGGCGAGGGCACCGUGGGCGGCACCGUGGGCGGCGCCCGGCGUGGCUGAGGACAGGUGGGGGUGGCGCCAGGGACGUCAGGCCGCGUCCCCCGCCUGCGGUCUUGUGCCUCUCGUACAGUCGUACGCAUUUAAGACCAGGCCUCGGGUACUUGUUUCCACUGUAAAGACUGUCUGAGUAAUUAAAGUUCAGCUUUUCUAAAGAAAGCA
This is a messenger RNA of Vicugna pacos (alpaca), 1979 nucleotides long. It is a transcript of the gene NELFA, whose product is annotated as negative elongation factor complex member A. Lineage: Eukaryota; Metazoa; Chordata; Mammalia; Artiodactyla; Camelidae. Gene Ontology annotation, cellular component: NELF complex. The record is from RefSeq and is a predicted model, not a curated record. Gene Ontology annotation, biological process: negative regulation of transcription elongation by RNA polymerase II.